Molecule: messenger RNA, 916 nt
Organism: Lucilia sericata (common green bottle fly)
Lineage: Eukaryota; Metazoa; Arthropoda; Insecta; Diptera; Calliphoridae
Exons: 3
Coding region: 128-838 (236 amino acids)
Biological process (GO): protein ubiquitination
Molecular function (GO): ubiquitin-protein transferase activity; zinc ion binding
Source: RefSeq, a predicted model, not a curated record
GACAAACUUAAUAAAAUAUAAAUCAAAAACAAAAUGUACCAAAAUUAAUCAUAUAUAAAUUUUCAAAUUACCUCAAAUUUAAAACAAAAUAUUGGCACAAAAUAUAUUGUGCCUAUUCCAAAAAGAAAUGUCCACAAGUAAUCAAAUAAUACAUGCUCUUUCGGAAGCAACAGCCAUACGUUUAUUUAAUAGUAUAGUGGCCUCAGACCAAGCUAGCGAAAGACAAGUUUUUGUCUUACAAAGGCAAACUGCACAAACUAUGCAACAAAAUUCUAUAGAAUCCAUUAGAUCUAGUAAUGAAUUUAACCAUUCAUGUCGUAUUUGUCGUUGGAAUCGCAGUGAUAUGGAAAUAACUAAAUGUCCCUGCCUGUGCAAAGGUAGUGUGGGUUUUAUACACUUGCAAUGUUUAAAAAGAUGGAUUAUGCAGAGACGUGAUAACCACUGUGAGAUUUGCAAUGCUACCUUUAAUAUACCAGAGGAAAAAUUUAGUUUACGGCGCAUGGUGAAAACAUUUUUUGGCCAUUGCUUUGCUCCCAUAGCCAAACACUUGCUUUAUAGCAUCUCCCUACUGCCCUUAACUCACAUUAUACUACAGCAGGUGGUCAUAUGCAUGGAAAAUAUCAAUUUAAGUCCCCAAGAACAAUUGACCAUAAAGGAAGUGGUUUUGGCUUCUAGUGCCUUAAUGACUUCAAGUGCCUUAUUCUUUCAUUUCUUUGAGUUUAUUGCAACACGUUUAAUUUUAAUACGCAACAUUUUAAGGCACUGGUGGAUGUUUGGUAAUGCCUCAGAUUUUGCGCUCAUACCAAUGGAAAGUGAUAUGUUGGAUUUAUUUAGUUAAUAUAAUAAAAAAACAAAAAAAAAACUUACCAACUUUAUAUUCUUCAUAAAAUUUUAAAUUUAUAGUACUUUUAACACU